AUUUCGUAGAGAGCACCAUUUGUCACCGAGUUCGACGCAACAUCAUAGCAUUACAAAUUACGUAGAAGCAGAAUAAACUGCAAAAUCAUAACCUGGACUGAUAAAAACUGUGCCAAUAACAAUUCAGUGUAACAAAUUUAUAAUUUACCUGUGAGACGAGAUCGUAUCUUAGAUCCAGUGAUGCUUUUACUUGCCUUUAACGUUAUCUGCCGCGACGUUUAUUCGAGUGCCUGAUGGUGUGGAUACUAUGUGCGAAUAGCGAAACAAUACAGCGGGACUCAGCAUGGGGGCCUUUUUAAAUAAGCCCGAGACUAAGAAAUAUAACGAGAACGGAGAAGGUAACGGUCUUCGCUAUGGCGUGGCGUCGAUGCAAGGCUGGCGCGUGGAGAUGGAGGAUGCUCACCACGCGCAACUCACUCUAAACGGAACUUUAUCGGACUGGUCGUAUUUUGCCGUUUUUGAUGGGCAUGCGGGUGCACGGGUGUCAGCUCAUUGUGCAGAUAAUUUGCUCGAGAGUAUCUUACAAACUGAAGAGUUUCGGCGUGAUGAUAUAACGGAGGCAAUCCGCGCCGGUUUUCUCGACCUCGAUAAGAAGAUGCGAGAGUUGCCCGAGCUUUCGAAUGGUGAAGAGAAAUCGGGAUCGACAGCAGUGUGUGCAUUCGUGUCGCCUAAGCAGAUAUAUAUAGCAAAUUGUGGCGAUUCUCGAGCGGUUCUGGCACGAAACGGAGCUCCAAUAUUUGCUACACGAGACCACAAGCCGGAAUUGCCUUCGGAAAAGUCUCGUAUAGUGCAAGCGGGUGGUUCUGUUAUGAUACAGCGUGUGAACGGCAGUUUGGCAGUGUCGCGAGCAUUAGGCGACUACGAGUACAAGAAGGUAAUGGGUCGCGGACCUUGCGAACAGCUCGUUUCGCCAGAACCCGAGGUGUCUGUGCACGAAAGGCUCGAUUCCGAAGACGAGUUUCUGGUGCUGGCCUGUGAUGGUGUAUGGGACGUGAUGAGCAACAAGGCUCUGUGUGCAUAUGUGCACUCAUUACUUCAGCUCACGGAUGACCUUGUGGCAAUCACUAAUCAGGUCAUUGACACAUGUCUUUAUAAGGGAAGCAAAGAUAACAUGAGCAUUGUUCUGGUGGUGUUCCCAGCUGCACCAAAGCCGGAUCCUGAAGCUCAAAGAGCUGACCGGGAACUGGACGAGACGCUUCGACAACGGCUCACAGUCCUGCUAGAGCAAAGCGCUGGUCAAGAGGAGGACACUUCCAACCACUUCUCCCACGUCCUCAAAGAACUCGUGAAGGAGAAAAUACCCGGUCUGCCACCUGGUGGUGGUCUCGCUGCUAAGCAAGCGCUGCUGGACAAGAUAUACAGGGAGUUCUACCCGGACCACACCGACAGCUCGGAGAAGUUCGACUGCCAAGCCGAGCUGGCGGACGCCUUCGGAGCCAACUAGAACGCCACGCCGGUCCUUACGUAUUGAGUCUUAAAACCUUCGCCACAAGGACGACGAUCCUUCGCCGGUAACUAACUUCCGCUUAACAAAACAUAUCUCUAUUCUUGAUAGAUAAAUUCCUAUAUAUCAAAUUAAAUUAGUUCAAUUUAUCGUUUCGAGUUAUAUUCACAGAUAAUAAAAAAAUCAUCGAUACUAUUUCUUAUCUGUAUUAUGGACCAAAAGUAGUAAAAGUUUUUGAAAUUGAAUCGUUGGUAAUCUUUAUGAACUUUUGACUUUCAUAUGCAUAAAAGUCGUUGUGACGUCUAAGAGUAUAUUCUGGUAUGCAAAGUUUUAAGCCUCAAUAGCGUAAGCGGUUUCGUUUUGUAAAACAAACAUAUAUAUUUUUUGCAACCGCUGAAGUGUAUUCGUCAUUAUUGUGUAAAUCAAAAUAUAUUUCCCAACGGAUAAAGAUGCAAUCCUAAUGGACUUUUGGCUGAAUAUACUUGAGCGUUGUUAUAAAACAGAGACGCACUCGCACUGCGGAGUCUUUGACAACUUGUUUUUGUACAUAAAAUAAACGUGUCUCGAAAUGAAUGCAGUGUGAAUGCGAAUCUGUUUUGUUUGGUUUCUCCGUCUAUGUCGAUUGUCGUUAGAUUUUAAUCGCUUUGUAAAAAAUCCCGCUUUUAUCACCAUACAAAUGCUUGUCUCUAGAAAGAUAAGUGAUUAUGGUAGGCUAAAGCGACAACAACAUAGCCGGGGAAUAACCAAGCAUAAAGAAAUUUUAAUAUUUAAUACUCUAGCCUUAUCUGCUGUGGAUUGAGUCAUAGACGAAAUUUUUUUCUCCCUAAAAUAAGGUUAUGUGUCUUUAUUUCUUACAAUGCAAUCCACGGCAGUGUUUCACCUGAAAUUAUUAAUUGGAAAAUGCGGCACUAUACGGCACAAAUUUUUAAUUUCUUCCGGACAAUUUUUCCUAGUACAAUAGUUUUAAAAAAUAUAGUAUAAUAAUUGUAAAUCAAAGUCUGUAAUUAGAUUUUCGGUGUACGUUUCAUUUAAAAAAAUUCAUCCCUUUUUCUGUUCAAUUGACAUUGAUGUCAUAAUACUAGAUGUGUUAUAUAGUGAUUCGAUUUAAAUAAAUAAUAAAAAGUUUGAACUUAUUUCGAACCUCUUUAUUUUGUGUUGUCUAUAUCGGUUUAAGCCGUAUUAAUAAUCUGUGAACUCUCGCAGUGCUAAGAAGAGCGGUAAUUAAAAUAUAAUAUUUUAAUUUAUUAAUAACAUUUCUAAACAAUUAGAUAAUUUAAAUGAAAAUUGUUCAUUUCAAUAAUUAAAUUGAUUCAUAUAUAAUGUCACAUCAUAGAAAAUACAAAACGAGAACAUUGCUCAGUUCAAUCGUAUUUGUAUAUAUUAUCUUAAUUUAUGUAUAAAUAGAAAAAUUUUGUCGUCGUUACUUUUGUUUGUAUUAAACUAAUGCGAAUAACACAAAAAUUAACAUUAUGAUUAUAAUGAAAAUUGUUAUUUGAUAUACCUACCCCCACCCAUAAGUCUGCGAUAGUUCACAGAUAACAAAGCCUUCUUAUAUUUCAGUUAGGCCAGUCACUGUUAGUGUUUGAAUAAAACUUUAGUUGUAAUAUUCGUUUUCUUUUCUUUCUCAUAAUAAUUAAAUCCUGAAAUCUAUGAAAUAUAAUAUAAGUAUAUGUAUUUUUUUGAUGGGCGAAAUGUUUAAUUGUCAGUGUUGCCAGUUGAAUAAUUUCGAAUAAGUCCAUCCUAAUAAUUCUGUCGUGAAUAAUCUGUACGAGUAGUUUUUGUACAUAGUUCCAUGUUUUGACUACGUAGCCCUAUUGAAUGGACCUCAUUAACAUUAUGCUUUGUUUUAAGACCUCAUUUACUAAUAACAAUCGUUUCACUUCAUUACAUGGAAUACCCAUUUUUUUUUAUAAGUUUGGUGUUCACUAGGCAAAUAUAUUUGUGGCGAUUUAUUUUUGUAAUAUAUUAACUUUGUGUUGUGUAAAAUACUAUUGAGAGAUUUAAUAAAAUGGUUAAUGCCUUACUAAAUUAAAAAAAUAAUAUAUCUUUAAAACGUUUUGUAUAAAGUUAAAAAAAAAAACAAAAAGUAAACGGUUAUUCUAACUUUUUUUGUUUAAACAAUCCAUAAGAAAAUAAAUACGGAAACAAAAUAAUAAUUACUAGUUAUUACGAUGUAUUUCACAAAUUAUUUGGAAUACGUAAAAAUUGGAACGAAUAAAUAACGUAUUUAUCGGUCGUAGUGAAUACGAAACUGAUUAAAAUGGGUAAUAAAAUGAAUUGUACUUCGGUGAACUCAUUAUGGCUUUUGUACUCGUUAGGUGUUUCAAAAUUUGUCAUUAUUAUAUUUGCCUUCGAAACGCUUUGUACUUAAAAAUCAUCGUUAAUAAUUACUGGAUGUGUAGAAAUUAGUCGACAUUUCAAUCUGGCGUUAUUUAUAUAUAACAAUAAUUUCAGUACAACUUAAAAUCAAUAAUGGUACAAUAUCUCAAUUAUAAUAAAAAUAUUAGUACAUUGUCUGUUAAAUAUCUAAAUAACUUAAUAAUGAUUCGUUCGUAAAACCAAAUUUGAUUCUAAGUUGUAACCAAAGUAAAUGAUUCAUUUCCUCUCAUGUAAAUAGAGAAAUACUUUUGUACCUGCUCCGGAUCGUUAGGGUCUUUAUAAAUGUGGGAUUAGAAAAUAUCUAUUAUAAUGACAACAUAUGCCAUUACCGAUCUUAUUACGUAGUAAGGAAUGCAUUUUAAAUUGUAAAAUAGUAUAACUUCAUUGAUAUAAAAAGCGAAUAUGAAUUCUCUAUGCGAGUAAUAAGGUUGAUAUCGGCAUGCGAUGUAACAUUGGCUUGAUAGUUGUUUAAUUUUUAAUAUUGUCACUAAAAUUCGAUUUUUUUUCGAUAUUUAGUUCAGAUUUUUUUAUCGAUGUCGAUUUGCUUUCAUAAGUCCUUUUCGGGUCAUUUUUAGUCAUAAUAAUUAUUAACGUAUUUUUUUUGACAACUUAUCGGUAUAUCUUUGUCUAUGAUCUUGCGUCAUGCAGGGAUUUGCUGCGUUUAGUUUUUUUUUUUUUUUAAUUUAGAUAAUGUUUUCUUCUAUUUUGUGAAUUAGACCAAAUAUAUCUGGCAGUGGGUUUUGAAUUGAAAUAUUUUUAUGUCCAUCCGAGGCGAAUAGUUAGUUAGUAGGUUUAUCGUCUGGUUGUUUUUUUUUAAUUAUAAUUUUGCUUUCGUAUGAAAGUCGACAAGUGUGUCUCGUUAUAUCUAGUAGACGCUUGAACAAUAAAUAAAUACCUGUACGUACUUUAAA
Molecule: messenger RNA, 4734 nt
Organism: Vanessa atalanta (red admiral)
Lineage: Eukaryota; Metazoa; Arthropoda; Insecta; Lepidoptera; Nymphalidae
Gene: alph
Product: protein phosphatase 1B
Exons: 4
Coding region: 284-1444 (386 amino acids)
Biological process (GO): negative regulation of stress-activated MAPK cascade; protein dephosphorylation
Cellular component (GO): cytosol; nucleus
Molecular function (GO): protein serine/threonine phosphatase activity; magnesium ion binding; manganese ion binding
Source: RefSeq, a predicted model, not a curated record